Messenger RNA from Vollenhovia emeryi, 526 nucleotides. Its product is annotated as cold and drought-regulated protein CORA-like. The record is from RefSeq and is a predicted model, not a curated record. The annotation marks the transcript as partial. NCBI's taxonomy places the organism in Eukaryota, Metazoa, Arthropoda, Insecta, Hymenoptera, Formicidae. The transcript has 2 exons.
UCACAGCGGCCACGGCGGCCACUGUGCCAACAACGGCCCCGACACCUACGGCGGUCAUUACGGCGGCGACGACGACGGCUACGGUGGCCACGGUGACGACGACGACAACGGCCACGGUGGCCACGGUGGCGACGACGACAACGGCCACGGUGGCCACGGUGGCCACGGUGGCGACGACGACAACGGCCACGGUGGCCACGGUGGCCACGAUGGCGACAACGACAACGACAACGGCCACGGUGGUCACGGUGGCUACGAUGGCGACGACAACGACAACGGCCCCGACGGCCGUGGUGACGGCAACGACCCCGACGGCCAUGGCGACGACAACGACAACGGCGACGACGAUUCCGAUGGCCACGAUGGCCACGGCGGCGAUGUCGGGAACCGUACCAAUUAUAUUAACCCCAGAACAGUUGCAGUCAAUAGUUCAAGGGGCAAUUCUCGCCUCUCAGAGAGGAAGUUGGAGGGGAAGAUGAAGAGGAAUAGGAAGAGGAAGAGAUUACAACAACAGAAGUCGAGGUAG